Molecule: messenger RNA, 3953 nt
Organism: Megalobrama amblycephala (Wuchang bream)
Lineage: Eukaryota; Metazoa; Chordata; Actinopteri; Cypriniformes; Xenocyprididae
Gene: ephb6
Product: eph receptor B6
Exons: 19
Coding region: 47-3058 (1003 amino acids)
Biological process (GO): protein phosphorylation; central nervous system projection neuron axonogenesis; cell surface receptor protein tyrosine kinase signaling pathway
Cellular component (GO): neuron projection; plasma membrane
Molecular function (GO): protein binding; ATP binding; transmembrane-ephrin receptor activity
Source: RefSeq, a predicted model, not a curated record
CUCUCCUGUGUUCUUCCUCUCUGGACUUCUCUUGUGUGUUGCUCUGAUGGAAAUGUGGAGGAUCUUUCUGUCUGUCUCUCUUGUGGUCCAGCACAGUUCAGCUGAAGAAGUUAUGCUGCUGGACACUACAGAGUCCACCGCUGAGCUAGGCUGGACAACAUAUCCUGACACAGGGUGGGAUGAGGUGAGCGUGUUGGAUGACAAGGGGAGACUCAUGCGUACCUUUGAAGUCUGCAAUGUCAAUCAGAACCCUCGUCUCCAAGACAACUGGUUGGCCACGCCCUUCCUGUACCGGCAGUCAGCUCCACGGAUCUUUGUGACACUCCGUUUCUCGGUUCGUGACUGUGCCAGUUUACGCUCCCCCUCGCCGACAUGCAGGGAGACACUGACACUGUACUACAAACAGGCUGACUCCCAGAGAGAGCUGGAGAGAACCUGGGCAGCUGAGCCUUCCAGUGGAGAGACGAGAGAGGGCUGGGUAAAGAUCGACACCAUCGCAGCAGACAAGAGUUUCAGCCGUGUGGAGCCAAGUCUACCUCACCAGUACAAACCUGAAAACGCACGACGCAUCAACGUCAAAACCCGCAGCUUUGCUCCUCUCACACGCAAAGGGUUUGUGUUAGCAAUAGUAGACAGUGGAGCAUGCGUGUCACUCAUGGGUGUUUCCAUAUUUUAUCGUCGCUGUCCAGCAACCAGUCGUUUCCUGGCCUUCUACCCGGCCACGCCCUCUGGGGCGGAGCCAACGUCUCUUGUUCCGGUGACUGGAACUUGUGUACCCCAUAGCCAAUCACAGGGUGGGACAGCUCCAAGAAUGCACUGUAACACAGAAGGCGAAUGGCUGGUGCCUGUUGGAGGAUGUACGUGUGAUGCGGGAUAUGAGCCCAAUCAUAAUGGUUCAGCCUGUUUAGCCUGCUCAAUUGGGUCCUAUAAAGCAGUGGCUGGCUCAGUUUCGUGCACAGAGUGCCCAUCUAACAGCAGAACCAGUUCAGAAGGGUCUAAACUUUGCGAGUGUCGGAGUGGCUACUACCGCGCACCCACCGAUGCCAACACCACCGCCUGCACAAGCCCUCCAUCAGCGCCGGUGUCUCUAUCAUGGGAGUAUGAGAGUUCUGAGGGUGGGGUGUCUUUGCGCUGGAGACCUCCCACGGACAUGGGGGGUCGGAGGGAAGUGUGGUAUGGGGUGGUGUGCCGAAUCUGCCCGUCUGCUACUAGCACACCACCCAGCAUGUGCUCCUGGUGUGGAGAGACUGUCUCUUUUUCCCCUUCUCAAACUGGCUUAAAGCAGACAAGAGUCACCCUCAAAAACCUGCUCACUAGGGUCACCUACCUCAUCCAGGUUCAAGCAAUAAAUGAAGUGUCAGCGCUGAGCCCUUUUCCACCUCAGUUCGCCAGCAUUAACUUCACCACCAGUCAAUCAGUGCCUUCUGAGGUUCCCAUGCUGCACCAGUUGAGCAGAUUUCAAGACUCCAUCACACUGUCCUGGCCUCAGCCUGACCGGCCCAAUGGUGACAUCCUGGAAUACCAGCUCCGAUACUACGACAAGGGGUCUGAUGAGGACAGCGCUGUGAGCGUCUUCAGUGAAACAAACACAGUGACAGUUGGAAGCCUGAUUCCAGGCUCCAUCUAUGCCUUCCAGAUCCGUGCUCGAAAUGAGAGAGGCUACGGGCCCUACAGCCACACUAUUUACUUCAGCACCCUAGCGAUGGAGGAACAGUCAAAGCAGAUUCAAAAUCGCCUGCCCCUUAUGAUCGGAUCAGUAAUGGGCGGAGCAGCAUUUCUAUUGGUUGUGAUAGCGAUCAUCAUUGUGUUUGUGUUUCGAAGUAAAAGGAGAGAGAGCCCUUAUAGUGACAGACUUCAGAGAUACAUGAGCAACAGAGGUGGGGUGAAAUAUUAUGUGGAUCCCUCUACUUACGAAGACCCCAGUGAGGCAGUCAAAGAAUUUGCACGAGAAAUCGACCCUGCUCACCUUAAGAUUGAAGAGGUCAUUGGUGCUGCUCAGUUUGGGGAGGUGUCCCGUGGCCGGUACAGGCCACUAGGUCGUAGAGAGGUGUUGGUUGCGGUUAAGACUUUGCGUUGGGGAGUGACAGACCGUGAGAAGAAUGUGUUUCUCAGUGAGGCAGGAGUCCUUGGCCAGUUUGACCACCCCAAUGUGCUGAAACUAGAAGGUGUGGUCACUCGCUCCCCUCCUGAACGUAUUAUCACAGAGUUUAUGGAGAACGGACCCCUGGAUGCCUUUCUCAGGGAAAACGAAGAUCAGUUCAGCGUGUUGCAGCUCGUUGGCAUGGUGAGAGGUGUUGGAGCUGGAAUGCGCUAUCUUUCGGAGCGGAAUUUCGUCCAUCGUGACCUUGCUGCGCGGAAUGUCCUGGUGAAUUCGAACCUGGUUUGUAAGGUGUCUGACUUCGGCCUGUCACGUUUAAUGAGGGGUCUGGACCACAACAUGCCCACCUACACUGCUUCACUGGGGAGUAAGAUCCCUGUGCGGUGGACAGCGCCCGAAGCUUUCCAGCAUCGUAAAUUCAGUUCAGCGAGUGACGUGUGGAGUUUCGGGAUACUCAUGUGGGAGGUCAUGUCAUAUGGAGAACGUCCGUACUGGGACAUGAGCAACCAAGAGGUGAUGAAGGCAGUGGUCGAUCAGUACCGUUUACCUGCUCCGAACGGCUGUCCUCCGGCUCUUCACUCUCUAAUGCUGCAGUGCUGGCAGGCCGACAGGCAGGACCGGCCAGGCUUUGAUACUCUCCUGUCGUCCCUUGACCGUCUCAUUCGCCACCCUGCCUCCCUAAAGGCCGAACACAGUCGUCCCAGCCAGCCACUCUUAAGCCCCACUCCUACUGACCUCUCAUCAGUGACAACAGUCGGUGAUUGGUUAACAGCUCUAAAGAUGGACCGGUAUAAGGAUGCGUUUGAGAGAGCACAGUACCACAGUUUGGAAAGAGUGAGCAUGCUCACAAUGGAGGAUGUUCAGGCUCUCGGAGUGAAUCUACUCGGUCAUCAGCGGAAGAUCGUAAAUGCAGCUAAGCAGCUCAGGACACACCUCACUCAGGGACAUGUGGAGGUCUAACGCGUCCCGCAUUGUGUCGACACAGCAGUGCAUGCUGGGAAAUCUAUCCCACAAGAACACUGAAAUAGAGACGAGGACGACAAAAAGAGCCUUGAGUGAAAAAGAAGAGUUUUGUUAGGAAUUAUUCGCCCAUCUGUUCCACCCCUUGCUGAACUGUUGUCUUCCACAUUCUUCUUUUGCUUACUCCUUCGGUGUUGCACUACCUCUCACUUUCUAACUUUUCAGUUCAUUACUCGAUGGCAUUCAGUAUGAACUUGCGCCUUAAGAACACAAAAAGAAAGCUCCUUCACAAUCAGUUGCAAGGACAAUCAGAGACUUUAAAUAGAAAGUAAAUGACUGUUAUGUCUUGUGGUUGAGGGCACUAAAAGUUUUUUUAACUAUACAACCUAACAACAGUUGGUUGAUAAACUGAAAACCCCAUAAUAACCACCACAAGGCCCUCAGUACUCUGCUUAAAGUCAUGUUUCUAAUCAGUAUUUUGCCUUGUUUUCCAGUAAAAAUAUCUAAAACAUUAGGUUGAGAGCUUGUUAAUUAUUUUUCCCCCUUUUUUUUAAGAAUGCGUAAAUAUUCUUUUCAGAAAAUACACAGAUCUUUUAAUGUUUUUGAAACAUUAUGCUCACAAGGACUGCAUUUAUCAAUUGUAAUAUUGUGAAAUAUUACUCAAAUGUAAAAUAACUAUUUUCUAUAUUUAAAUAUAAUUUAUUUAUAAUAAUAAAAUAAUAUCAGAAAUCAUUCUGAUGCUGAUUUGCGAGAAACAUUUCCUAUUAUCGAUGUUGAAAACUGUUGUGAUGAUUCAUAUUUUUGUGGAAUCCGUGACUCAUUUUUUUUCAGGAUUCUUUAAUGAAUCAAAAGUUCAGCAUUUAUUUAAAAUAGAAAUCUUUUGAAACAUUAUAAA